GGGUUUGCCUUUCAUUUUUUGUCUUUUCGUCGUUGCAGUUCGGCUUCGUUACUCGAGAUUGCUCGCGUCGCUUCUUAGGCUCUGUUCGACUUUGCUCCUUCGACGACUUUCCCUUCCUGUCCGAUCGGAAGUUAUAACAUUUUGAUCGGAAGCAACAACGGGAGCUCGCUGGCUGUUAAGUUAGGCAGAAAUGUCCGCAUAUGAGAAUGUUGUUGUUGGGAAGUUAAAGCUGAAGGGAAAAGCCUUGGACGUCAAGUCUGGUGGCGUAAAGAAGAAAAAGAAGCAAAAACAUCACUAUGACAAUGAGUCUCAUAAUGGAGGCAAUGAGAACCCAUCAGGAGGGAGUUCUGGACAGUCUACAGAGCCAUCAGAAGAGUUGAUCGAAGCUAACAAAAUGGGUGAAGAAAAUACACAGCAGGCUUAUGAUGAUCAACUCACACCAGCAGAGAGGCGCUACAUUGAACAGAGAGGAAAGAUUGACCAGUAUCUCAUGGCUAAGACUGCAAAUAAGUCUCACCGGGACAGGAUCCAAGGCUUCAACCAAUACCUGGCCAAUCUAAGUGAGCAUUAUGAUAUCCCCAAGGUAGGCCCUGGUUAGAUUGCCCCUUUAGGCUUCGUUUGGGACAGCUUUUUCACUUCUUAACGCGACUUUUUAAUACAAAAAAACUGAUUUAAGAAGCAUUAAAAAACUCGUCACAAACGAAGCCUUAAAGUCUGAAGCAAUUCCUUCCUCAAAGUUCUGUGAGGAAAAUGCUUAAAUGUACCAAUUGUUUGAUUUCUGAAGAUCAGCACUGAUUGUAUUGUAUUUACUAUAAGAUUUUUGGAAAUUUGUAUGAUUCGAAUGUUAUGGAUUGUUUAUGGACACUUUCAACUGAGAAGGGAUUGUUUGCUUGCUUAC
This is a messenger RNA of Dendrobium catenatum, 898 nucleotides long. Its product is annotated as protein FAM32A-like. The transcript has 3 exons. The record is from RefSeq and is a predicted model, not a curated record. NCBI's taxonomy places the organism in Eukaryota, Viridiplantae, Streptophyta, Magnoliopsida, Asparagales, Orchidaceae. Gene Ontology annotation, cellular component: nucleolus. The coding region runs from base 191 to 598 and encodes 135 amino acids.